CCCAACAGGCGGUGGAUAGGAAUGUCUAACUUCAGUGUGAAGAGGGUCCGGAGCCAAAGGGGUUAAAACAAGCGACUCCCUCACUUCCCGCCUCCCUCAAACGCACGCCCCACCAGCCAUGGGCAGCCGCGAUCACCUGUUCAAAGUGCUGGUGGUGGGGGACGCCGCAGUGGGCAAGACGUCGCUUGUUCAGCGAUAUUCCCAGGACAGCUUCAGCAAACACUACAAGUCCACGGUAGGAGUGGAUUUUGCUCUGAAGGUUCUCCAGUGGUCUGACUCAGAAGUGGUACGGCUCCAGCUAUGGGAUAUUGCAGGGCAGGAGCGCUUCACCUCUAUGACACGACUGUACUAUCGGGAUGCCUCUGCCUGCGUUAUUAUGUUUGACGUUACGAAUCCCACUACAUUCAGCAACAGCCAGAGGUGGAAACAAGACCUGGACAGCAAGCUCACACUGCCCAGUGGAGAGCCUGUGCCCUGCCUGCUCUUGGCCAACAAGUGUGAUCUGUCCCCUUGGGCAGUGAGUCGGGACCAGAUUGACCGGUUCAGUAAGGAGAACGGUUUCACAGGUUGGACAGAAACAUCAGUCAAGGAGAACAAAAAUAUUAAUGAGGCCAUGAGAGUCCUCAUUGAAAAGAUGAUGAAUUCCAGAGAAGAUGCCAUGUCUUUGUCCACUGAAGGGAACUACAUCGAUCUACAGACCAAGUCUUCCUCCAGCUGGGCCUGCUGCUAGUAGUGUUUGGCUUGUUUUCGAUCCAGUUCUAGGAGGUUUUGUCAUCUCUUCCCUUUGGUUGCCCACCCGGAAAUUUUACUGAGUGCAUUUGAAUUGUCUCCUGCCGACUGUCCCAUAAGGAGGUCCAUUGCAACUUAGAAAAGACACCUGGGACUCAAGUGCAUCUCCUGGAUGUCAGCUCUGACUUGCUGUCGGCUCAUGUGGCCCACUUAGUGCCUUCUGUAUAAGAAAGAUCAUCUCAUCUCUCAAUUUGUGAUCUGGAAUUUUGUGAGAAGGAUUAGAAAUAAGCAUCUGUGUUUUAAAUAUCAUAAUUUUCACCUACUUGUGAGCUAAUUUUUGUCAUUUGCUGUACAUUGAUAUAACUUCAGAUUGAGAGGAAAAUGAGAUCAAAUGUCAUUUCCCAAAUUUCUUGUAGGUCAUUGCUUUCAGAUUCUUUCUGUCUUGGACUUGGAGUUUAAACAUCUGAUUCUGGGAUGCAGAAGGAGGGGCUCUGGACAUCUAUGGGCUUGGGGCUACUGGAGGUAACCCAGAAGUCACUGUAAAUUUGAAACUUCUAAAGUCACAAUUAACUUUCUCUUGGCUUCAAAAAUAGUCAAGCUUUUAAACUACGUAUCUUUAGGCCGGCCCGUGGCUCACUCUGU
Galeopterus variegatus (Sunda flying lemur) is the source of this 1371-nucleotide messenger RNA. It is a transcript of the gene RAB29, whose product is annotated as RAB29, member RAS oncogene family. The transcript has 5 exons. The coding region runs from base 119 to 730 and encodes 203 amino acids. Gene Ontology annotation, biological process: vesicle-mediated transport. The record is from RefSeq and is a predicted model, not a curated record. Lineage: Eukaryota; Metazoa; Chordata; Mammalia; Dermoptera; Cynocephalidae. Gene Ontology annotation, molecular function: GTP binding; GTPase activity. Gene Ontology annotation, cellular component: trans-Golgi network; vesicle; Golgi apparatus.